GGGCUUCAAACAUUUUUGGCCCAAAGAAAGCCGUAGGAAACUGCUCUUCAAUUCAAUUCCUUUUCCUCAUUCUUCUUCUCAACCAUUUCAAAUUUCCACUUCUUUGAUGUGACUCUUCGUCUCCAGAUCUCGCCGCCGUAAAUCUCCGUUCGAAUUUCGUCCUCAUAUUCCGAAUUCCGAUACGGCGAAUCUCUGAAAUCCACUGCCAAUGAGUUACAGAAGUGUGCAUCGUGCCUCCAAAGCAUCUCUUUUAGAUGGCCUUGAGGAAGGUGGUCUCAGGGCCUCCUCCUCAUACUCCGAUAUAAAUGAGAAGGACAAUGACAAAGCUGUGCAAAGUUUGCAAGACAGAGUUGUUUUCCUAAAGAGAAUAACAGGUGACAUACAUGAAGAGGUGGAAAGCCAUAAUCGUUUGCUUGACAGAAUGGGAAAUGACAUGGAUGCAUCAAGGGGUAUAAUGUCUGGAACAAUGGAUCGGUUUAAGAGGGUGUUUGAGAAAAAAUCAAGCCGGCGAAUGUGUGUACUUGUGGGCUAUUUUGUGGCUUUCUUCUUAAUCAUAUACUUUCUCUUCAGGGUUCGCAGAUUAUUCAUUCAUGGUUGAAGACUUGAAGCAGCUCUAGAGCAGCUUGCGGCUCCUGAACUCAGUUUUGAUUAUGUGACAAAAUGGUAGUAAAGUCAUGUUGUCCAACGUGUCUUACUCAAACUGCAUAUGAAAAAUGAUUUCAAAGCCGAUCAGCGGCAGGAAUGUUUUUCAUGUAUAAAUAUAGAUGUUCCAGAAAGGAUUGGAUAGUAGGCUGUAGCUGGAGGUGAGCUAUUUGUUGAAUUGUGCAGUAUCAUACUGUGAGAAAAUAUCAUGCUGUGAAUAAUUGUCUUUGGUUUUACUGCAUCUUUCUAGCUAAAAGCUAGAAUCUUACAGAUCAUGCAAACAGAUCACAAGUAAA
Molecule: messenger RNA, 938 nt
Organism: Rosa chinensis
Lineage: Eukaryota; Viridiplantae; Streptophyta; Magnoliopsida; Rosales; Rosaceae
Product: bet1-like SNARE 1-1
Exons: 6
Coding region: 209-598 (129 amino acids)
Source: RefSeq, a predicted model, not a curated record